AUUUCAGAAUGUUUGUAAACAAUAGGCACCAAGAUACUUCCGGGUGGCAGAACGCAAGCUGCUUCCAUUGACCUGAAGAGAUCCAGCCGGCUACUGUAAAAAUAGUUAAAAACAUUGAAGUUGUAACAAUGACGAAAACGUGUUGUGUUUGGGGUUGCGCUGCCAGGUAUACAAAAGGUGUGGGGUUUUAUAGAUUUCCUUCGGGAAAAACUAAAUUGAUCCAGCGGAACCUGUGGGUGAGGAGGUUAAAGCGAGUGGAUGCCGUUACAGAGAAGAUAGCAAGACUGCCUGGUGGCGGAGUAGCCACUUCUAACGGGAGAGACUGGGAACCAAACAUCCACCAUCGUGUUUGUGGAAGACAUUUCCUCACAGGUUGCCCGAACCCUGACCCUGACCACCCUGACUUUGCUCCUUCACAACACCUGGGACCUGAGUUAGCAGAUCCAACCGCAUCUGCUAAGAGAGCAGCAGAUAACCAAGGUCGGUACCAUCGAGCAGUGAGAAGGAGACUGCCUUAUUCUGCUGCUGGACCAGGACCAGAACCAGAGAUUGUGCCUGACAUAGAAGACAACCAGGAAGAAGAAGGGGACAACCAAGACCAUGGGGAACAAUGUCAUCUGUGUGAAAUGCUACAGCAAGAGGUGCUGUGGUCGUACAUGUACGAUGAUGGGAAAGGUGCCAAGCCUCUUCCCAGGCCUCUCCAGCAUCAGCCCAGGGAUGGAUCCGACGGAGUCGCUAUCAAAACUCAAACUCCCAGAAACCCAGAGGCGUCUCCAGCCUCCGCCAUGAAGGACCCGGGCCUGGGUGCCGAGGAGUGGGACCGGAUACAGAGGGCUCUCCACUGGGGUGGACCGGACCACCAGGUCACCACGGUGAACAUGAGCACCAGCCCUGACAACUCCACCUUCGUCAUUAAUGACCUCAAGAACACUUACCAUGUGGGAGAUGAACUCCAUGUCACCAUUGUUGCCAAGAACUUUGCCGGUGUACCAAAACGCUAUGGAGGGGAUUUCUUCCAAGCAAAGGUUUAUUCAGGCAAACAAAAGGCCAGUGUGUUUGGAGAAGUACUGGACCACCAGAAUGGCACCUACUCGGCCCGGUUCACUCUGCCCUGGGCAGGCGAGGCGUCGGUGGCGGUCCGUCUGAUUCACUCCAGCGAGGCCGUGUUGGUCCUCAAGCAGCACCGGAACACGGACUCUGACCGCAUCUACUUCCACGGCUACUUCGUGGGCAAGAACCCCCAGGGUGCUCGAGUGGAGGAGAGGGUGGAGUGCAACAUUAAAUGGGACGGGGUGGUGCUGUCGGCCCAGAGGAACUGCUGCUGUGAGUACCAGGAUGCCCGCACGCGGCUGACGUGGCAGUGCCGCAAACCCGGCACUCUGCCCUGUGACACCCUGGUGUACCACUCCGUGGGGGGCUACAGGAAUCGCAUGACGGCCCUCGAGAAGAUACUCCUGGACAGUAAACAUGUGAACCGGUGGCUGAAGGGUGACGCACGCCUGAUUAGAGUCAUCGCCUCGAAUGCAAAUAUUGGAGUGAGAGAGCCAUGUAAACCUGGACUGCCCACGCUGAUACCAGCAGGAUUCUACCUGAACAACGUCUGGACGUCAUUUGUGUGUGGUGCCCGUCAUUUCACAGCGAACGACACAGCCCAGUGUCUAAAGGACAAACACAUCUACAUUAUGGGAGACUCGACUAGCAGGCAGUGGUUUGACUUCCUCAUCCAGACUGUCCCCACUCUGAGGCGCAUGAACCUCCACACCAUGUUCCAAGUGGGCCCACUGAUGGCUGUGGACGUGCAGAACAACAUCGACCUACACUACCGCUCCCACGGACUGCCCCUGCGCUGCUUCAAGACCCCAAUGUCGUCGCUUCACUACAUGAGUAACGAGAUCGACGACAUGGUCGGUGGGCCGCACACGGUCAUUGUCUUCAACAUGUGGGCGCACUUCACCAACUACCCGCUCACCUUCUUCACCUACCAUGUGUUUCUGAUUCGCCGUGCGGUCGUGGCGCUGCUUAGACGGGCGCCAGGGACCAAGGUUGUCAUCAAGACAGCCAACACGGGCUACAAGUGUGUGUGGCAGGAUAUAUAUGGCAGUGAUUGGUUUUCCAUGCAGCUGGACCGAAUCCUGAGAGAGGCAUUCCGCGACGUGGGAGUUUACAUCCUGGACGUGUGGCAGAUGACCGCCUGCCACUAUAACACAGAGAACAUCCAUCCUGCCCCUGUGGUCAUCAAAAAUGAAAUUGAUAUUCUUCUCUCCUUUGUCUGCCCCCAGUAAAGAGCCAAACCCUCCGGACUCCCCAGUCCAACGCCUUCUCUUGGAGUCCUGAUGGCACCUUGUCACUUUGGCCCACUCCCCCACCCACUCACUCACUCACUCACUCACUCACCCACUCACCCACCCAUCCACUCACUCACUUACCCACU
This is a messenger RNA of Alosa alosa (allis shad), 2431 nucleotides long. Its product is annotated as NXPE family member 3-like. The record is from RefSeq and is a predicted model, not a curated record. The transcript is spliced from 8 exons. NCBI's taxonomy places the organism in Eukaryota, Metazoa, Chordata, Actinopteri, Clupeiformes, Clupeidae. The coding region runs from base 129 to 2282 and encodes 717 amino acids.